Oreochromis aureus is the source of this 609-nucleotide messenger RNA. RefSeq names its product tyrosine-protein kinase receptor UFO-like. Lineage: Eukaryota; Metazoa; Chordata; Actinopteri; Cichliformes; Cichlidae. The coding region runs from base 18 to 533 and encodes 171 amino acids. The record is from RefSeq and is a predicted model, not a curated record. The transcript has 2 exons.
CCCAGCGAAUCCUCCCGAUGCAGGGGAAACAAAUUCUGUCAGGCAUACCUACCUUGGUACAACACUUGUCUCCACAAACGAGGGGCUUGAAAUACCCUAGAAAUCACAAGCUGCUGAGCCCAAAAGAUCGUCCAUCAUUCAAGUCACUGCGCUGUGAGCUAGAAAAAGCCCUGGAGGAUCUGCCAGACCCACAAGAUCCAGAUGAGAUUCUAUAUGUGAACAUGGACGAGUCCUCCAUGGAGCUCGGAGCCGUUGGUGGUCGGGAUCCCACUGGACACUCAUCCCCUCUCUGCUUGAAAGGCCUGGAGUCUGUGACCACAGUGGAGGUCCACCACCCCAACCGUUAUGUCCUCUGUCCACAGCACGAAACCAACCGAACCCUUUCUGACUCCAUGGAGAGCCUGGACAUGCCAGUGUCAACCUCCACAGCCACAUUGCCUUUACAGUCAUCAUGCCACUCCACUCCCAAUCGCACUCCAACUGUUGAGCUGCUCGAGGACAGGAAUGGAUCCAAGAAAAUGCCCUGGCAGUGACAGACUCACUCUUAAAAAUGACAAGACUGGUCACUGCCAAAGUGUGCUAUCCCAGUCCAAGUACAAAGAACAAAAU